UGCGCAGGCGUACACCACGUACACCGAGGCAUCGAGCUCUCUCGGCUGGAUGCUAGCAGGCUAGUGAACCUAAAGUCUGAAGGGGGUAAACACGCAACGGUGGGGAACAAGGGCGACCCCAGCACCCCUUCAAAAUGGCCGGACAACAGUUCCAGUAUGAUGACAGCGGCAAUACGUUUUUCUAUUUCCUCACGUCCUUCGUCGGACUUAUUGUGAUCCCGGCCACAUAUUACCUGUGGCCGCGGGAUCAGAACGCUGAGCAACUGCGUCUGAAGAGCCUGAGGAGGGUGCAUGGGAGGUGUCUGUGGUAUCGGCUCAGGUUGAUGAAGUCACAGCAGAGCAUCAUCCCAACACUAAAAAAAACGGCCUUGCUGUUUGGGUGGGCUGUGUUCCUGCUGCUAGCCUACAAGGUGUCCAAGCUGGACAGGGAGUACCAGGAGUACAACCCAUAUGAAGUCCUUAACUUGGACCAGGGUGCGUCGGUGUCAGAAAUUAAGAAGCAGUACCGUGUACUGUCUCUCAAGUACCACCCUGACAAAGGCGGUGAUGAGGCCACAUUCAUGAGAAUCGCCAAGGCCUAUGCUGCUUUAACCAAUGAACAAUCGCGACAGAACUGGGAAACGUAUGGUAACCCAGAUGGACCAGGAGCCACCAGCUUUGGUAUCGCCCUGCCUGCCUGGAUCGUUGACCAGAAGAACUCCAUGCUGGUGUUGUUGGUCUAUGGCCUUGCCUUCAUGGUCAUCCUUCCUGUAGUCGUGGGCACAUGGUGGUACCGCUCGAUCCGAUACAGUGGAGACCAGAUCCUCAUCAGCACCACGCAGCUUUUUAUGCAUUUUAUGUACAAAACACCGAACAUGAACAUGAAACGAUUAACCAUGGUGCUGACUGCAGCCUUUGAAUUUGAUCCUCGCAGCAAUAAAGAAGCAACCAUAAGACCCACAGACAACAUCGAAGUGCCACAGUUGAUCCGUGAGUUAGGGAAUAUCAAUGUGAAGAAGAAGGAGCCUCCGUUCUGUUACCCAUACAGUUUGAAGGCCAGGGUGUUGGUGCUUUCACAUCUGGCCCGCAUGGAGGUGUCAGAGGAGUUAGAGGAAGAUCAGAGAUUUGUGGUGAGGAAAAGUCCAGCUCUCCUUCAGGAGAUGAUCAACGUGGGCUGUCAGCUCACCAUGAUGGCCAACAGCAGAGGAGGUUUCCACGCUCCCAGACUGGUCACCAUUGAGAAUUGUAUGAAGCUGACCCAAAUGAUCGUGCAGGGCCUGCAGGAGUCCAAGUCACCGCUGCUGCAGCUGCCUCAUUUCGAAGAGGAGCACCUCCGCUACUGCAUUUCUAAGAAGUAUAAGGUGCGGACCCUGCAGGACCUGGUGAGUCUGAAGGACUCGGACAGACGCAGCAUGCUACGUUUCCUUGGGGAGGAGAAGUACGAUGAGGUCAUGGCUGUGCUUGGCAGCUUCCCUCAUAUCAUCAUGGACAUCAAGCUGCAGGUCCUUGAUGAUGAGGACAGCAAUAACAUCACCGCAGGGUCAAUCGUCACAGUAACCGUCACCUUAACCAGAAAGCGUAUGGCAGAUAUGUUUGAGAAGGAACAGGAAGCUUCAAUAUGUCCUGGAGAAGAAGCUGCCAAUACAGAGGAAGCAGGAGAGUCUAAUAAAGCCAAAACUAAAGUGUGGCAGAACAAGAAUAAAGGGGCCAAGAAGACCGCAAAGUCCAAGAAGAAGAAAUUAACAAAGAAGAAAGCCACACCUGCUCCUGUUAAAGCCAAGCAGGCUAAUGGCAACGUGGCAGGGAAUGAAGUGGCAGCUGCAGCAUCAGCUGCAGCAUCUGCAGCAAAAGAAGAAGAUGACGAAGCUUCAGAUAAAGGCAGCGAGUCAGAUGAAGGCGAAGCCAACAAGGAUUCCCCUAGCGAAAGAGACGAAGAAAGCGACAAACAAAGCGACACCGAGGUCGAUGAGGGGGCUGGAGACGACGAGGAGGAGUGGGAGGCGCUGCAGCAGAGCAUCCAACGGCGAGAGCGGGCGCUGCUGGAAACAAAGUCGAAGGUGACGCACCCCGUCUAUAGCCUUUAUUUCCCAGAAGAGAAGCAGGAGUGGUGGUGGCUGUACAUCGCCGACCGCAAAGAUCAGACGCUCGUCUCCAUGCCCUACCACGUCUGCACACUAAAAGACUCAGAAGAGGUGGAGCUAAAGUUUCCAGCCCCUUCCAAAACAGGCAACUACCAGUACUCCGUCAUCCUCCGUUCUGAUUCCUACCUCGGCCUGGAUCAGAUCAAACCACUUAAGUUGGAAGUCCACGAGGCCAAGGCCAUAAUGGACAACCACCCGCAGUGGGACAUCCCCGACACGGAGGAGGAGGACGAGGAGCAGGAGGACAGCGACGGCAUCGAGGAGAGCGACUACGAGGAUGAGGACAAUGACUGAAGGGGCCGAUGAGAACACCUUUUGGGCCCCUCCCCCCCCCCCCGGAGUGGCUGCCCAUUCACUAGUGACGAGGAGAAGCCGUGCCUGCCAUAAACAAAAACACACGCAGAAUGAAUAAAUCACUGAGGAGAGUUUAUACACUCAGAGCCCGCCACCAUUUUACUUUUACAAUGUCAUAAACUGUGACCCCAAGUCCUGCUCCUGUCUCCCCCUUUCUACAGAGACUUAUGUCAUCGUUUGCUGCAGGUGGAGAUUUCUGUGAAUACUAACGGGCCUGAGUGUGUGAGUAAAUGAGUGUGUGUGCUGUGUAAAGUGAAUGUGUUUGUACAGGUAUGAGAGGAAAAACACAGUUUGGACUAAAGGAGCUAUUAUUAUAAAAUGGGCUCUUUUCCUCGAGGCAGAUAAAUAACAGCUACAUCCAUUUGCAAAACUAACAGAAACAAACAAACUGUACGGAAAUUGUCCCCACUCUCAAUCGUGGGUUUUGAAAUCCUGCACCGAUGUUUUCCACACCAGUGAUACUUUGUUAUACCCUUUAUCUGCAGAUGCGUACAUUAAAGAAGCAUUGUCUCUUUUGAGUGCAGGAGGGGGUAGCAUCCUUUUUUUUUGUUUUGGUGUUUUUCUUUCUUUCCAGCAUCACGCCUGCAUUUGAUUUCAACAUUUUGUAUUUACUUGUAUGUUUAGGGAGAUGUCUGCAAAGAGAAAACUGAUCAUUUAUUUCAAGGUGACCAUUCUGCCCCUGCAACAUGUUUAUUUUCUGAAAGAAACAGCUGUUUGGAGAAGAAGCUGCAGGAUCUUGACGUAUUUUGUUUUUCACUGAGAAAUGACAAAAUGUGCAGUGUUAAGAGAUGUUUGACCUAUAUUAUUUUCUAUUUUUUAUAUGAAAAAUAGAAACCCUCUAAUCAAGUGGCCAGAGGUCAGAAUCUACUUGGGGAUCAGGAGGUCAUAUACUGAAAAUCAGCGCAUCAAAAUAAUGGUAUUGAUGUACUUUUUUUGACUACAAAAAAAAAAAAAACGAAAUUUAAGGUAAAAUGCUUUGAUGCAUAAAUGGGAAUAAUCUUGUAUUUAUUUCUGCAUGCUUCAAAACUGCUACCUCUCUCAAAAAUCUUGCAGCACAUUUUUUUUUCCUGUUUUAUAUUAAUCAGCAGCAGGUUAGACUUUGGAGGUAAAAACAGUCAUUUGUGUCUACCAUGAAAAAAAAUGAUCGGUGCAUCAUGUCAUUUUGAAACCAAAAAACAACACAGGCUUUUGAAAUGACUAAGAAAGCAAUCUAUACUCCUGGCUUUUUGGAGAAGUGUAUUACUUCGGUUUCCUCUUGUUUUUUCCACAGUUGUAGCACAUUCCAUUGUAUGUCACUGUCCUAUAAAGGCCUUAUGAAUACAACUGAGAAAUCACAGCAUCCUCUGGUGCUAUGCACUGGCGGUUCCUGCGAGCGAAUUUUAUUUUCCCCAUUAAAAAAACAUCUAAAGUGUUUCUUUAUAGUAAACUGUCGGUCCACGCUGUGGAGUUGCAUAUCUCUCACCUCGUCAUGAGUUAGUAUAGUUAUUUUCCUAAUUUUUGGUUAAAUAUUUAAAGGCUUGACUGGGAUGUUGCUGCCACACAUACAAACACACACAACUAAACAAAUGCUUGUUGGAAGUUACUUUUGGUUUCAGACUAAAUGUCAUUUUUCGUAACAUAAGCAGAACCAGCUUCCUUUUGACCCUUUUUUUUUUUUUAAUCUGGGGAUUGCAAAGCAAAUGGACCUGUCUUUCAUUUAAAGCUUUUUUGUCUCAGUUAAGAUGUGAUAGCAUGUAUUCAGUUUUGUUUCGUUCUCAUCUUUAUUUGUACACGUUUUAAGAAAAAUCGGAGCUUCAUCCAGCAGCUCUGUAAGCUCUCACUGUUGGGCAGUUUCAGUUCUUACAGUCUUUCAUUAAGAAAGUCUGCACAUUUAUUUUUCUCCAAAACACAAACUGGUGUGUCAUGUUAGUGUGGGAGAAUUAUUGAAUAUUCUGUCACUAGAGCACAGGCACUUAAACAAUACCCCCAUCUGGUAACAGGUCACAGCAGGUGUACACCAACAGGUACUCAUCCCUGUGCAACAGAAUGUAGCGUCAGUAAAUUAUGCUACAUGGGAAGAAAUUUAAACUGAAAAAGCUACAUUGAGGCUCCACCAUCCCUCCCUUAUCCAGGUGACUGACCAGCUGGACGCCUCAGUUUGGACAAGAGACUACCCAAAUGACUAUCGAUCUGCCGCUUUUGUUUACAAAGAAGCCGUCAUUGUAAAUGGGGAAAAUAUAUAUAUAUUAUUUGUAUUUAAAAUCAUUUCAAAUAAAAACUUUUAAAUGAG
This is a messenger RNA of Girardinichthys multiradiatus, 4743 nucleotides long. RefSeq names its product SEC63 homolog, protein translocation regulator (gene sec63). The record is from RefSeq and is a predicted model, not a curated record. Lineage: Eukaryota; Metazoa; Chordata; Actinopteri; Cyprinodontiformes; Goodeidae. The coding region runs from base 135 to 2414 and encodes 759 amino acids. The transcript is spliced from 20 exons. Gene Ontology annotation, cellular component: Sec62/Sec63 complex. Gene Ontology annotation, molecular function: transmembrane protein transporter activity; RNA binding. Gene Ontology annotation, biological process: SRP-dependent cotranslational protein targeting to membrane; post-translational protein targeting to endoplasmic reticulum membrane.